AUGUUUCUUAUUUUUAUCAUAUCUUUCUCAAAAGUGUUGCAAGUGGUGGAUUCGGCUGAACUAACAUCAUCACAUCAUUCUCCUUACUACGUUGCUCUUUCUCAGCUUGAGUUUUGGUAUAGAAAUGUUAACAACCCGAUACCCGAAGUAAUUGCUUCAAACCUAUCUCCGUUAUCCAAUGGAGAUUCUGAUGCUUUGUUCGCUUCUUUCACAUCACCUAAUAAUGAUGAAGAAAGUUAUUCCUCCAUUCCUUCUGCAGCUAAAUUAUGCUCCAUGGCUAACUUGGCUAGCACUCCAUUACAGGAAAUAUCAUUCCAAUCCCCCAAAGAAAAAUUAUCAUAUCCAUUUCCAUUCUUCUAUGAUUUAUUCGCUAUACAGGCUGUGAAAGAAGGUGUGGAACUAAGCACUCAGAUGUGUGGUAUCAAAGAUGGUAUUCACGGGGAGAUCAAAGCCUGCCUUAACUCCCUGGAGGGUUUGAUACAUUUCGCCAAGGAAACAUUGGAGACAAAGACAACCAAAGUAACUUUACUGACUACCGAGAACACGUUAGGAUUAGGAGGAAAAGAGCUUGAGAUCGGAAACAUCAAACCAUUCUUCCAUGAACAUCAUAAUUCUGGUCAUGAACAUCAAAAAGUUGUAACCUGUCAUGAACUUUGGUUCCCCUUCGCGACGUACUUUUGUCACAGUCUUCCAACAACUCAUCACUACACCGUUGAUUUGGUUGAGCCUGUUAUGAAAGCUCACGUGAACAGGGUCCUGGUAAUGUGUCACAUGGAUACAUCUGAAUGGCUAGCUGUUCAUGAGGCUUUUAGGCAACUCAACAUGUCUUUAGGAGAACGCCCCAUUUGCCAUUGGAUGACAAGACGUGAUCUUCCCUGGAUUGCCUCGCCGGCAACAGUGCAUCAGGACAUGUGA
Molecule: messenger RNA, 915 nt
Organism: Oldenlandia corymbosa var. corymbosa
Lineage: Eukaryota; Viridiplantae; Streptophyta; Magnoliopsida; Gentianales; Rubiaceae
Source: the annotation of a GenBank genome assembly